AUGCCACGCUUCGGCUCGCGGAUAAGAUUUCUGACGCUGAUAGUCUUGGUUUACAUAUUGUGGUGGUUGAUUUUUGAUGCAUCAGGGAAUGAAAAGUAUGCAGGAUUGCCGAAUUAUAUUGCAGUAGACCACAAUAGAUUUGAUCAAUAUUGCAUGAGAAAAAGGAAUAUUGAUAUUUUAGAGGAAAUUGGUUCAAAUGAACGACAAGGAAGAAACCCGGAAGCACGACAUAUUGUAUUCCUCAAAGUUCACAAGGCAGCCAGUUCUACAGUACAAAAUAUCUUCAUGCGUUUUGGGGCUGUACGGAAUCUUGUGUUUAUGCUGCCAAAAAGUAAUAGUAAUGUGAUAAGUCUUACUAAUUCAGUAUCUGAACAAAAUGUCCUUCAUCCACCAAUCGGAAGAAGGUAUGAUAUACUUUGCUGUCAUGUGAUUUAUAACAAAUCUGCAAUGCAGACUAUCAUGCCCAAGGAUACAGUUUAUGUAGGUUUAGUCCGGCAUCCAUUUGGACAAUUCCUAUCCACUAUCAGGUAUUUCCAUCCAAAGGAAUUCUUCAAUAUUUCAGGACCUCAUAAACUAAAAACAUUUCUAUAUAACCCAACCAGAUAUGUUCAAAGAUCUGCAGUUGGGAAUUUUCUUAAUAACAGAAUGGCUUAUGAGUUCAAUUUUCCGCAUUUUUUAUUUGUUAAUAAAAAUAAAAGCAGUAUACAAACGUAUUUACGGAAGCUUGAAAAGGAGUUCCACAUGGUACUUGUGGCGGAUUUCCUGGAUGAAUCUUUAAUUCUGAUGAGAAGAUUACUCGGUUGGCAGUUGAAGGAUAUAAUACAUCGACGUAUUAACGAUGGGAAGUACUGGUUCACCAAAGUUCCAAAAAUGAAAACAGCAAUCAAAGAACUCCACAAACAAUGGGCAGCAUUGGACUAUGCUUUAUAUGAUUUCUUUAACAAACGUUUGUCCGAAAAAAUAAAGUCAGAAGGGCAAGACUUUCAGAAGGAACUCCUUUACUUCAAAAGAAUUCAGAGAGACGUAGAAUCGUUUUGUUUGAGAAACGUGAAUGAAAGUAUGAUUGUUCACGCUUCGCCAUGGAACGAUCAAUUCGAAAUCACAGAUCUGGACUGCCUAUAUAUGAUUAUCGGAGAGGAAGUUUUUAUUCAGGAAAUACGUCAUAGACAAUAUGUACAAAGAUAA
Molecule: messenger RNA, 1185 nt
Organism: Ylistrum balloti
Lineage: Eukaryota; Metazoa; Mollusca; Bivalvia; Pectinida; Pectinidae
Product: galactose-3-O-sulfotransferase 2-like
Exons: 2
Coding region: 1-1185 (394 amino acids)
Biological process (GO): glycolipid biosynthetic process
Cellular component (GO): membrane
Molecular function (GO): galactosylceramide sulfotransferase activity
Source: RefSeq, a predicted model, not a curated record